GCCAAGGCGAGCUUGACCUCAUUAAGGACAUGUUGCAAUACCUCCAGCUCUACCAUGGAGAGAGACCCAAAUAAUGGGAAGGUAUAUAAAGGUUCUUCCAAGGCGCUGUGUUUGCCAUUUAUGGUUGCUGGACAACAAGUAGGAUAUGUCCCACCCGCUGUAGCCAAAUGUCUCCAUCAGUACCCGACUGUUUUCUCAGUGUCUCAGGGAGAUAAAGCCUCUCCAAGGGUGGAACUUAACAAACAACUGACUUCUUGUGACCAGAGGACAGCUGCUGUUCAAAGAGUGCUCAAGGAGCUGAAAGCACAGCAAGCUUUUCCUUGUUUAAAAGGAUGGAGGGAUGAGAUGUACAAUGUAAUGCCCUAUUUUUGUGACACACCUUUCUUCAGCAUGGAACGUGCUGCAACACCACUAUUGGGGGUGAAGACCUAUGGGGCCCACCUGAAUGGCUAUACUUGGCGAAACGAUGAAAUGCACAUGUGGCUGGCCCGUAGGGCAUUGAACAAACCCACAUAUCCUGGCUUAUUGGAUAAUUUGGCUGCAGGUGGCAUUUCAUCAGAGCUGGGUGUCAGAGAAACACUAAUAAAAGAGUGCCAAGAGGAGGCUUGCAUUCCUGCUUCCCUUGCUACGUUAUCCAAAUCUGUUGGAACGAUCAGCUACACAUAUGAAGGGUCAGAUGGAGGCAUCAAUCCUGAAUGCCAGUUUGUAUAUGACCUGGAGCUGCCUGAAGAAUUUGUGCCCCAAGUAGGAGAUGGAGAAGUGCAAGAAUUCUAUCUUUGGUCACUUGAUAAGGUGAGAGAGGCCAUUGGAUCUUCCGAUUUCAAGCCCAACUGCGCGAUGGUAGCACUGGAUUUUCUAAUCAGACAUAGUUACAUUCAACCUGAUCAAGGUAGGCCUCCUCAAUGUCAGCUAUGUAUGGUCAAAGUAAAAAUAAAAUGAACUACGGGAAGAGAGAAGGGGGAGAAAAUGACGAAGACAGGCUUCUUCGUAGAAACACACUUGAAGGAUAGUGAGUACCAUGCAUACAGAGUUUUCCUCUGCUUCUCUCUUCAGAACCCCAUUAUGUAGAGUUGGUGGAAGGGCUGCACCAGAUCCUUUGAAAAGCCAAGGGCUGCCUGCUGAGAUGAGAGUUUUCCCUGUGUUUUCUUUUUGCUAAACCCAAGACUGGC
Molecule: messenger RNA, 1169 nt
Organism: Thamnophis sirtalis
Lineage: Eukaryota; Metazoa; Chordata; Lepidosauria; Squamata; Natricidae
Source: RefSeq, a predicted model, not a curated record